Microcebus murinus (gray mouse lemur) is the source of this 2671-nucleotide messenger RNA. RefSeq names its product ST6 N-acetylgalactosaminide alpha-2,6-sialyltransferase 3 (gene ST6GALNAC3). Gene Ontology annotation, biological process: oligosaccharide metabolic process; ganglioside biosynthetic process. Gene Ontology annotation, molecular function: alpha-N-acetylgalactosaminide alpha-2,6-sialyltransferase activity. Lineage: Eukaryota; Metazoa; Chordata; Mammalia; Primates; Cheirogaleidae. The record is from RefSeq and is a predicted model, not a curated record.
GGGGCCUGUGGCCGCGCAGCUCGCGCCGCGGUCCCGGGUUUGGGUCUGCGGGAAUGCGGGCUGGAGCGGUCCUGCAGCGGUACCGGCCUGCAGCCCGCCGCCGGGACGGCCCCUGACCCAGGCGCGCCCGCUGCCCGGGGCGAGAGGGCCGGCGGAGCGCCAUGGCCUGCAUCCUGAAGAGAAAGUCUGUGAUUGCGGUGAGCUUCAUAGCAGCGUUCCUCUUCUUGCUGAUUGUGCGCCUUGUAAAUGAAGUAAAUUUCCCAUUGCUGCUAAACUGCUUUGGACAACCUGGUACAAAAUGGAUACCAUUCCCUUACACCUACAGGCGGCCCAUUCGAACUCACUAUGGAUACAUAAAUGUGAGGACACAAGAGCCUUUGCAACUGGACUGUGAGCUUUGUGCCAUAGUGUCGAACUCAGGUCAGAUGGUUGGCCAGAAGGUGGGACAUGAGAUAGAUCGAUCCUCCUGCAUUUGGAGAAUGAACAAUGCCCCCACCAAAGGUUAUGAAGAAGAUGUUGGCCGCAUGACAAUGAUUCGAGUUGUGUCCCAUACCAGUGUUCCUCUUUUGUUAAAAAACCCUGAUUAUUUUUUCAAGGAAGCAAACACUACUAUUUAUGUUAUUUGGGGCCCUUUCCGCAACAUGAGGAAAGAUGGUAAUGGCAUCGUUUACAACAUGUUGAAAAAGACUGUUGAAGUCUAUCCGAAUGCCCAAAUUUAUGUGACCACAGAGAAGCGCAUGAGUUACUGUGAUGGAGUUUUUAAGAAGGAAACUGGGAAAGACAGAGUCCAGUCUGGCUCUUAUCUCAGCACAGGGUGGUUUACCUUCAUUCUGGCCAUGGACGCCUGCUACGGCAUUCACGUCUACGGGAUGAUAAAUGACACCUACUGCAAGACAGAAGGAUAUAGAAAAGUCCCCUACCAUUACUAUGAACAAGGAAGAGAUGAGUGUGAUGAAUAUUUUCUUCAUGAACACGCCCCAUAUGGGGGCCAUAGGUUUAUCACUGAAAAGAAAGUAUUUGCUAAAUGGGCCACAAAACACAGGAUAAUAUUUACACACCCAAACUGGACAGUGUCUUGAUGUUGGUGUUUAAGGUCUUGCCACAUCAUUUGACAUGAUCAUGGUUCAUGAAACCACAACUGUGAUGCUGAUGCUGUUAACAAUGAUGACAGCGAUGAUGUAGACAACAACAGUGCUGAUCAAGUUCCUGUACAUUCUCAGAUAUGGAUUAUGACUCUGCUAGUAAUUUAAACUUGGGAUUUUGUGGAGGGUGGUUGUGCUCAUUAUGUUCUUUCUGAAGGUUCAACACUAUAUACUGCACUUUAUAAUUUAACUGGAAUUGAAAUGAAGGCCAGUGACAUGAUAACUGUGACCUAAGAAAUGGGAAGAUUUUCCUUCAAGAUAGCUGCCCCAAAUUGUUAAACAGUGAGUUAUCCCCAAAAGCCAUGGGAUUUGGCCUCAUGAGGCAAAGUUAUUGACUCAAUGGCUUCUUGAACCUGAGCAGCUCUAACAUCUUGAAGAAUGGUUGAUUGUCAAACACUGACCCUAGAAAUGCUAUCAGGGUACAAGUAUCUUACCACAGUUACUAGUUAGCUUGGAGAAGGAAAGGUGUCUCUUUCUGGUAUACCAUCUUCCCUCAGUACUUCCUGCAGCUAAAGCCUCAGGCCAUCACCUAAUUAACUAUGAAGAUAGCAUGCACAUUCUACACAUCAGGAUUACUUGACUAUCUCAAACACUUAAUUAAAAAUGGGCCAACUUACAAAUCUUGAUGAAUUUCCACUCUUACCAUCCAUCCAUUCUUACUUCCCAAAACAGUAUAACUAAACAUGUUAUUAGAAUGAUCUACAUUAAUGUUUAGUUAUUUUUGGUUGGUUCCUAAAUCAUUCAAAAGACUAUUUAACAUGUAAGAUACCAACUUAAACACUGUAAUAACAUAUACUGUGAAAACUUUCCUAAAACAUAACCAAAGGGUUUCCUAACUCUGCUUCAACAUCCAAUAACACAAACAUAUAUGCUUUUUAAAAUCAUGAAACAGGGAAAGCAAAGCAUAUUUUUACAUCAAUUUGUAUCCUAUCACACUUCAUAAUAUAUAUUUGUAUAUUCAAAUUUCUAUUUUAUAGGCCCAAGAUGUGUCUCUCCAUACUUUACAUUAUCAUUGCCAAGUGCCAACUAUUAGACCUGGAGAGAAAAAUGAUUCCUUACAUUAAAUCUGACCAGAGCUUUUGCCUUCUAGGGGUUUAAUUUCCCCAUAGUGUAUCAGUUGUUAUACCAUAAUAACAACAAUAAUAAUGACCUUAAUGUCCAAAGUGCUUUGUCAUGUAGAGUCCUUUCACAUCUGCUAGACCACGUGGUGUCAGUGACCACCUCACUGGGCUACUGCCUGCGCAUUCUGCCCUCUCUUUAGCAGAUGAUCUGUAAUUUGUUAUUUGUUCUGGUAUCUUCGAGAUUGCUCUACUUGCUAAUAUUUGUAUAGAAUAGCAUUUACGUAGACUAGUAACCAAUUGAUUUCAGGGCCAAACACAAUAUAUUAUAUUAGGAUUAUGUAAAAAGUAUCACAAAGGAUGGUCUUGGUCAUAUAUGAGAACCUUUGUGAAGUUGAGUAGUUUUGACUUUUUUUAAUAGUCUUAAACUAGAGGUAGAGAUAGAUUGACUGUUUUUUUUGUUUUGUUUUG